UUUCUGCAUUUGAUUGCACACAUAAGUAGGCGGAUGUGAUUAAUGUCCAGCCCAUUGGUGCUAAAACUGACAAUGCUAUGUUUACCAGUCAGGAAAUUUGAAUUACAGAGGUUUAAAUAUUCUUAGUUAGCAAAGUUUGUUCAUUGUAAAUGUAAUCUAAUGGACAGAGGGAGAUCAGAUGUAAACUAGAUCUAAGAUCUGUUUCAUUCUUCCCAGUUUAGUUUUCAGAAAUGCAGAUUUGUACUCUUCCAUUUACCAGCCUGGAACUCAGCCCUUUCAAGUAUGCUGUACUCAACAUGUCGAGGCUGUACGCUACAAAAACAUGUUUCCAGUAAUCCUUCAGUAAUUCUUACUUCAUAUCACCUAGUAAUGUUUUUCGUGAAUAAUGAAGACCAUAACGUCACAAUUGACACAGAUGUAUAUGUUGUAUCGGCAGCAAGCCAAACUUCGCGAACCACCAUUUUCAAUUUAAGGCGGCUGCACUCGGCAUCAUCCAGAAAAAGAUAAACUCGUGGAAUGAUUUCAUUGUAACCAUUGAGAUGAAUACCAUAUAAAGGACGAUUGACAAGUUGUUUGGGAGUCUUAACUUCAAUUUUUGUCUUAGUUAUAAACAGAAAUGAAUUAAAUCAAUUAUAUUGGGAAAAAAAGAUAAUCUUAAUUUUGGGAAGAGCAGCCAAGUCCACCCUUGCCGUGUCACAUGAUUUGAAAAUGGCGACUUGCAAAGUUUCUGAUGCUGUCCCAGUGGGUGCGUCAGUUACAUUUGUGUUAUUUGCGUUGUUAUGGUCUUUAUUAUUUCCUCAUAAUGAGGUGAUAUGAAUUCAGAAUUACUUUAAAAUUACGGGCCACCUUUUUUUGUGGUGUACAGCAUUGGCACUUUAGAGACAGCACAGGUGACAGGACCGAGUUCCAGAGAGGUACGUAAUGGCAAAUUUAGAUCUUGUGACGACCUUGAUUGGGCAUGAAGACAUCACAUGGAGUGUGGCCUGGAACCCCAGUGGUAACCUGCUGGCUUCAUGUGGCGGAGACAAGACCAUUCGCAUUUGGGGGACAGAGGGUGAGAACUGGGUGUGCAAAACAAUUCUGACAGAUGGCCAUCAACGCACCAUCCGCUGUGUGGCCUGGUCACCAUGUGGGAACUACCUUGCCAGUGCCAGUUUUGAUGCCACAACCUGCAUAUGGAGCCGGAAGGAGGGGGAAUUUGAAUGUAUCGCUACAUUGGAAGGCCAUGAGAAUGAAGUAAAGUCAGUCAGCUGGUCCCAGUCAGGAAGUCUUCUUGCCACAUGUAGUCGAGACAAGAGUGUGUGGAUUUGGGAAGUGGAUGAGGAUGAAGAGUUUGAGUGUGCUAGUGUGCUAAAUGCUCACUCACAAGAUGUAAAGUGUGUUAAAUGGCAUCCACAAUCAGACAUCCUUGCAUCCUGUGGCUAUGACAACACGAUAAAGCUUUACAAAGAGGACAGUGAUGAUUGGGGCUGUUUUGCCACCAUGUCAGCUCACCAGUCCACAGUGUGGAAGGUGGACUUUGAUAAGACAGGGACUCGACUAGCCUCUUGUAGCGAUGACAAAACUCUGAAGGUAUGGCAAGAGUAUCGUCCUGGCAACCCUGAGGGCGUGGCUACAGAGGGGAGUGACCCCACGUGGAAGUGUGUAUGCACACUGUCAGGGUACCACCCUCGCACAAUCUACGACAUCCAGUGGUCAGCCCUGACCGGUCACCUAGCUACUGCCUGUGGAGAUGACUGUAUCCGUGUGUUUGAGGAGGGGCAGAGCUCUGAGCGGAACCAGUCCUCCUUCAGUCUGCUCGCAAGUGUCCCCAAGGCUCAUAAUCAAGAUGUUAACUGUGUUGCAUGGAACCCAAAAGUGGCCGGUCUGUUAGCCUCAUGUAGUGACGAUGCUGAGGUCAAACUGUGGAAGAUUUCUGGCUUGUGAUACAUUCCAUUCUAUUGUUAUAUGUACCACAUAGAUUGUUUUAUAUAUUCCAAAUGUUUCACAUCACUAGUGUGACUAUUUGCAGAUAUCCCUGUGUGCUAUUGGAUGAUUGAUAUACACAUUUCCCAGAAUUGGCAUAUACUUGACUCAGUUUAUGACUUUUAGAUUACAUAUAUGUACAUGAUUAAAUGUGUAUUGGUAUAACAUUUAAGUUACACAAAAAUGAUCUGUUAAUAACACAAAAUUAACCGUAAUAUAUUUAUGUUGGGUCAGUAUAUGUGCCUGCUGAUUUAGACAUGCGAUCUGUUUCAGAACUUUACCUUACAGGAAAAGACUUUAAUGUGGAAGCAAAACAGAGUUAAUGUUGAUUACGGUAUGGUCACACUGUGGAGCAUUGAGCCUUUUAAAAAAAUAAACUUAUUUAAAGAAGUAUAAGUCCUUGAGAAGUGCCAUUAAAAUUACAUGUAUGACAAUGCACUUCUGAUAACGAGCCAAGCAUUUAUUCUCCAGCAUACACAUGCAUGCCAUAAUUUCCUCGUAAAUAUUUUGUAAGUAAAUGCAAUCAGGUGAUAAAGCUGUUUGUGAGACAUUCGUCACAUUUAGGGCCACAUAGCGUGUUUUGAUUUUAAGUUUAUGCUCUGACUACGUAGAUGAAGGAAAGAACAACAGACUUAAAAGUUUGUCGUUGGUCUGCUUAAGGGGAGACAACUCUGUAAACCUUUUGAACGUGUGAAAGACAACUCUGGAAACACUGGUAAAUCUCUCUUAUCGGAUCGUCGCAUUUGAAUUAAACUGAUCAGAAUCAUGUGUUACAGUUUAUAUUUAAAACAGCACUAGUUAGAUAUUCAGUAUAAGGCAAAAGAAGACUUUUUUAUGUGAAAGGAAGACAUGUUAUGCCGCACAGAAAAGGUUAACCAUAAUAAA
This is a messenger RNA of Liolophura sinensis, 2850 nucleotides long. Its product is annotated as probable cytosolic iron-sulfur protein assembly protein CIAO1. Gene Ontology annotation, biological process: iron-sulfur cluster assembly. Gene Ontology annotation, cellular component: cytosolic [4Fe-4S] assembly targeting complex. Gene Ontology annotation, molecular function: protein binding. The record is from RefSeq and is a predicted model, not a curated record. The transcript is spliced from 3 exons. Bases 922 to 1926 code for a protein of 334 amino acids. NCBI's taxonomy places the organism in Eukaryota, Metazoa, Mollusca, Polyplacophora, Chitonida, Chitonidae.